This is a messenger RNA of Bolinopsis microptera, 3380 nucleotides long. RefSeq lists its product as uncharacterized. Gene Ontology annotation, molecular function: sulfotransferase activity. Bases 1609 to 3105 code for a protein of 498 amino acids. The record is from RefSeq and is a predicted model, not a curated record. Gene Ontology annotation, biological process: carbohydrate biosynthetic process. Gene Ontology annotation, cellular component: membrane. The transcript is spliced from 8 exons. NCBI's taxonomy places the organism in Eukaryota, Metazoa, Ctenophora, Tentaculata, Lobata, Bolinopsidae.
AGUGCAGCAGAAACAGCAGAGAGAUAAUCGAUGACUUCGUACUCCUGGUUAUCGUAGGCUUGCAUGAAGGAUUCCAGAAGGGAGUCGUACCUUAUCCACUUGGCUGCUCUCUGGGGUGGAGGUCUUCUCAUCAGUCUUUCUGUGAUCUUCUGGUCUGUUAGUCCUUGCUCUAGUUUGAGGGCUUCAAGGAAUUUCCAGAUGGUAGGAUUUGAACACUGGACGAGGCUGCGGAAACCAUUAUGCCAUCCUUCUGCAAGGUUCGAAGAGCGUGGGAGACCAGCUAGACAGCAGUCGUACUGGUUCCAGGACAGGUGAUCGAAGCGAGCAGGUCUGUUUGGUGUUCCCAUCCACGUGGACUCAAAGUAGGAUGUAAUUUGCAGCCGUCUCACAUGUCAAUACCAUGAUACCCGAUCCCCAUCCAAGCUCUGACUUUCUCUCUAGUGAUAGGCGACUCACUGUUGCAUAGGGGUUCUCAUCUGCCCAAAAUUUACAAUUUGUAUAUGAUUCGCAUAUUUGGGUAUUCUAUAAUCUAUACGGUCUGCACCAAGCACAACGCACAUACCACAUAUAUAUGCUAAAUCAUUUAAAAAUUAUAUCAUCGUAUUUUUAGUGCCCUGGUGUACUCUUUGAUACAAGUUAUAUACAAUCUCUCUAGUGAUUACAAUCGCUCUCUCUCUCUCUCUCUAUACAUGAAAUGUUCCGCUAAUUUCAACCACCGGUCACCGGUCACGUGUGUCGGACGCAUGUGCAUGGCUUCCUUCACUGCAUAAAAGUACAGAUUCUCUGCCUAGUUUGUUGUAGUAUAAUUGUAUUCUACACAAUGUACUCUGUCCACCUUGUAUAACUGAUGUACAUGUAUUUAUUGCACGCUACUUCUAGUAUAAUUGGAUUGUAUGAGCUCUGGUAUACUCCAGGUUGUAUUUGAAUUGCUCUCCAAAGAGGGUGGUGAAUAGCAAGCAGCCAUUUAGAUUCAUCUCAUGGAUACAUACAUGCAAACGCGUACGCCGUGAAUACACUUUGCUGUUGUUACAGUAUUACUAUUAACUAGCUUUUAGCCACCUAGGUAUUACUUCUUUGUUCCUUGCCAUUGCCCUAUCUGAUGUUGCGUAUUUUAAUUUAGAUUAACUGUCGCUACUGUGUCUGUACUACAAGAUUUCACCAGCCACUUGCACCAGUUACUGUUAAUCGGGAUUUAAUUGCAGAUUUACCAGAUCCAAUAUCCUUAACGAAACCUUAGACCGACUGCAGAAGAUGGGUUAAAUUUGCGUAAUUUGAUAUGCAUAUACCCGUUAUCUCUCAUUGUUUCUAUACAUAAUAUACUAAUCCUGCAGGGCCACUGCUGGUCGCAUAUUCGCUCGUAUACGCUUGUUUAAACUUUCAAAAGGAAUUUUAUAACAUUUUUUUAGAUCACUUUGAAACGUUUCAUUUUGCAAGGACCUUAAAUCAUAUUUGCUGCAGGAAUUUCACGUAGGUGAUCAUGUCUCCGUCAACACUUAUUUGAACAGGAUAGCGUAAAGCUUGAGCGAACAAGUGAUACGCUUCUAUCUGAAAAAAAUUUGCGCUUCAUUGUUGAUAAAGAUCAAAAGACGUUACUUCUAACUGCCCAAGAUGUUCCUAUCCAGAAAAGCUCUGAUUGGUGCUUUGGUGACGCUCUUUUGUCUAAGCGCUCUUAUCUACAAAACAGAACCCUACCGAGACCUCUUAAAUAACUUUCAAGGGGGUGAAAACAUAGUCAUAGAGAUCUCCUCUGAUCCAGAUAAAACCCCCGCAAACCAUGAAACGGACAUCAGGACUAACAGUGAUGGUAGCUCCAAUGCUCAAUCAAUCAAUUCUCUGCAGAAAGUAACUGAGGAGAAGCCUCCAGAACACCAAUUAAUAUCAUCAUACACAAAACUUUUUGAUGUUGUAGAUGACGUCAGGGAACCAACAGAACCGCUUUAUGAGAAACCCACAGAGCCAAUAGAUCCUGCAAACGAUAUAAUGCAACCCACAAAGAGGGAUCUCUCAAUAUCUUCUCCACAACCUGUAGCGACAAUAGAGCCUAGAGGUCAUCACGCAGCAGCAGCAGCAGUAGUACCAGACCAGGAGUCACCUAAGAAGAUAGGUGACUCGUGGGACCACGUCAAGAAAACUGAUGACAUUCUGGAAUUUGUUCGUUCGCAGUGCGUAAAGUAUGAAAUGAUAACGGUUGUGCCGGGCGAGGAGGCUAAGAAACCAAGAAUGUUGGUAAUCACAAAAAACUGGAUUGAGAACAUGAUUUUAUAUUCUAGUAAUCCUAAGACCGGGUCUACAUCGUUCAAAAAGUGGUUUGCCAGAUUACAAGGUGAAAAUAAGGAUUAUGAGAAAAUGUCUGGUGUUCACGCAAUGAAAAAAUAUGGGAAUAUAGAUGAAGCUUGGAUUUCCGCCGAGUCCAAAUCAAGCGACCCCGAUAGCGUAACACUGAACGACGUGAUAAAACCGUUCUAUAAAGUUGGCUUUAUGAGAAAUCCACUCCUUCGGUUAAUAUCUGGUUUCAGAGAUAAAAUUCUAAGGAGAGCGGAAGAUGGUAUAAAACCAGAAAUGAGGAUCGUAGAUCCGAGUCUGACAGCUGAGUCACCGGACACACAAAAAUUUGCAGCAUUUACUGAGGGAGUUAUGAAAGGAACUAUCAAGAACAUCCACUAUACGACUCAGUGGAGUAAAAUGAAGAUAUGCGAUUUCCCUUACGACAUUAUCGCACAGACGGAGACAACAAGUCAACAGAUAAAGGAGAUCCAGGAGCACACAAACACCACUCAGUUCGAGUUUCCUGGAUCUAGAACAGAUAUUGGUUAUGACAGCGUUGCUACUGUUAAUUUGGCACACGAAUUCUACGAUAAAGUAAAACCAGACAUCAUGGAGCAGAUAUAUCAGUAUUAUAAGUGGGACUUUGUGCUAAUGGGCUACACAAAAUUUAGUAAUCCUAAUUUCCCUUACUUAGACUUUGAUCAGGACUUUGAGAAAGAAUUUGGCCCUUUGGAUGUAGGGAUCCCAAAACGUAAAACAGCACCGUCCCGUCCUCCGACACCAGCUGAACCGCGAAAACCUAUAAAGAUUGAUUGGGGUUCUCGAUUUAAUAGUAAUUAAUUAUGAAAGAGAAAUUAAUAUUUUUGCUUUUGUAAUGUUGUAGUUCUGGGGUAAUCUGUAACACUAUUUUUCAAGGGAAUUCUGUCGAAAUGACUCCCUGACGAAACGAAUAAACCAAUUGUUUUUGAUAAAUAUAUUUUGAUAUGUAAAAAGUUGGUUAAGUUUUAAAAUAUUUUAAAGAGCAGGUAACACUUUGUUAUACUCUUUUUGUGGUUUUGUUUAUCAGCUGUUAAGCUGACAUUGACAUUUAAUUCAGAGGUAAUUUAUUUGGUUAC